This is a messenger RNA of Cornus florida, 3633 nucleotides long. RefSeq names its product UPF0481 protein At3g47200-like. The coding region runs from base 1511 to 3289 and encodes 592 amino acids. The record is from RefSeq and is a predicted model, not a curated record. Lineage: Eukaryota; Viridiplantae; Streptophyta; Magnoliopsida; Cornales; Cornaceae. The transcript is spliced from 4 exons.
CGAUUUCCUUCACACAUUUGGUCAUGCCAUCAAUGCCCCCCUCUCUCUCUCUCUCUCUCCCCUAUCAGCUCUCUCUUUCAUCUCUCUCUUACUCUCUUAUCAAUGCCCUUCUCACUUUCAUCUCUCUCUCACUGUCCCUCACUCUCCUAUCAGCUCUCUUUUUCCACAAAUUUCAUCGAUUUGGUUCGGACGAUCACUCUUUCCUUUACAGAAUCACCACAAAUCCGUUUUAGACUUUUAGCUCUGCAUCUCCUGUAAGUUCUCUUUCAUCUCUGCAAUUGAUCUUCUAUCAUUUGACUGGCUAAUCCCAUAAUGUUUGUUUGGAUGGAAGUGAGGGAAAAACGCAAAUGAGAUAUCUAUGGAAUAGAUUGUUGUUUUUCUCUUUUUAUUUGGUUGGGUAGAAGAAAAGAGAAUAAGAUAGGUUUGAUACGAGAUAAGAGAAGAGGAAGUGCUAAUUAUAAGAAGAUUUUGUAAUUUAAAAACACUUAUUAUAGCAUUGUUUUUCUUCAUUUGAGUAAUUUGUUAAUAUUUGAAAAGAAGAAAAUUUGUAAAAGAGGAAGGAUGACUCAUCCAUCAUCUUUUCUCUUGUCUCAUCUCUAUGUCAAAAGAAAGAAGUUUGUUUCUUCUUUCAUAUUUUUCCUCCACCAUUCUUUCUUUCUUCCCGCCAAAGGGACAUUUUAUUUUAUUUAUUUAGCUGCGAUUUUGACAUUAGGACAUUUUACUUUUUUUGUAACAAUCAUGUUCCCAUUUAUUAAGGUUAAAUAGGAAUUAAUUAAUAAUUUGUAAACUUAGCAAAGAUGGAAAAUUACAAUAAUGAAAUAUGAUUUAAAGGAAAAUUAAGUAUGUGGUCCGCAACUUAAGCCGAUGAACAUCAUGACAUAAUUUUUUUUUGGGUUACUGUAUUUUGUUCUUUUUUGGUUAUAAAAAGGAAAACUUAGUCUGUCUGUGUGACUGUUUAUAUAUAACUUGUAGAGAAAGAUAAAUAUAUAUAUAUCCUUGCAGGCAUUGUUAUAAUCGAGCUAGGAUCAGUGACAGAUUUAGAAAAUUUUGUGAGGGGGCGGCUUUUUAAUUUGUGGGGGCAAACUUAUAUAGUAGGCUCAUUUUUGUAAUUUCAAUGAGUUUUUCUUUAUAAAUUUUUAAAAAUUUGAAAUAUAAAAUGCCAAAAAAAAAAAAAAAAAAAAAAAAAUUAAGGAAGGACGAAUUGUAAUUUUAGUAGGGGCAUAUUCAUAAAAUUUUUUUAAAAAUAAAGUGUAAAAUAAAAAUAUAAAAAAUCUAGUGGGGGCUGUCCUUGCCUGGCUAGGAUCGCCUCUAAAUUGGGUAAGCUGGUUUACAAUUAAUAAAAUCAUAUAUAUUCAUACCCAUAUUGGCAUUAGCUUCAACCAAAACACAUUGUUUAUUUGAGUUCAUGCUCUCUAUCUACUAUAUUCCUACUGUAAUAUCGUUCUAUAUAUGCUGGCAGUGGUUUUUUUUUAUAGUACUCAGUGUUCCAAAUUGAAGAUUGACGACAACAAUGACGAGUUUAAACAAUCAAAAUCAGGGAGUCCAACAAUCUUCACCUUCUAUUUUUAAUGGAAAAAACUAUGAUUUUUGGCAUGUAAAGAUGAAAACUAUUUUUAUUUCAUAUGAUCUUUGGGAGUAUGUUAAAGAUGGAUAUGAUGUACCGGAGGAAACGCCUACUUUGACAAAUGAUCAAAAACAACAAUUGAAGAAUCAUAGGACGAAAGAUGCAAAGGCUUUAGCUUUGAUUCAAGAAGGGGUUGCUGAUAUAAUUUUUCCAAGCAUCAUCAAUGCAUCUAAAGCAAAGGAGGCAUGGGACAUUCUUGAGAAGGAGUACAGAGGCAGCAUGAACGUCAGAAUGGCGGUUCCUGUGGAGGAGUCAAACAUAAGUAGCGACGAAGAGUGGCUUAAUUCCAUAAUAAAUGUAGCUGAAGAUGCGAAUGCAAAAGGUUCCUUAGAUGCAAUUAGCACACCAAGUAGUGGAUCUGCAGCUGAUCAAAAUGGUGAAAAGCUGCCCGCGCCAAGGAUCCACAAGGUUCCUGAGGUGCUGCAAGAAAGGAAAGAGUUUGAGAAAUACUAUGUGCCGAGGGUUGUUUCCAUUGGUCCUUGCCACUACCACAACGAGAAGCUCCAUCAAAUGAACAAGUUGAAGCCUAUAUUUGCAAGGGAGCUCGUCUCAAAUGACAGGAAGACUUUUGAAGGCUUGUACAACAAGCUUUCCGCGAUAAUCAAACAAGUGAGGGACUGCUACGAUGAUGAGAUGGUUAAUUCAACAAAUGGUACUUUUACCGAUAAGGAGUUCACACGGAUGAUGCUUCUUGAUGGCUGCUUUAUAUUGUAUUUCAUUCAACAUUAUUCGUUUGGAUUUAAAGAGGAGAUUGAUCACCUGAAAGCUUACCAGAUCUCAUUUAUCGAACUGGACUUCUUGUUGCUAGAAAACCAGCUGCCUUUCAUUGUUCUCAAGGAGUUGAUGAUGAUGAUCACGGAUACACGUUAUUGGGUGAAUCAUGUGAUAAGCUUCAUUGAACACAUAAAUGUUAUGGUGGCACGUAGAACACAUUGCUUUUUUAUUCGUGAAUUUAUAUUUGGAAGUUAUUUUCGGGAUGUUAUUAUUAAUGAACCCCCUGCGCAUCUUCUUGAGCUUCUGCACAAAAGAAUGGUAGGCACCGGAAGUAGAAGUGGUGAUGAACGUCUUCAAAGCAGUUAUUAUGCUGAGGCGGCCAAUUCGUACACGGUCCGGAAUGUGAUGGAGCUCAAAGCAGCGGGCAUCGAAGUGAAGCUUUCAAAGACUAGUUGCUUGACGGACAUUCAUUAUAGAUCUCUCAGCCUUUCUGGCCGCCUAAGGCUUCCUCCAAUAACAGUUGACGACACAACAAGGCCAAAGUUGAUGAAUUUAAUAGCCUACGAAAUGUACUGCCCACGUGCCUCGGGUGAUAAAUGGGUGACUUCUUAUGUAUGCUUUCUGGAUUCGUUUAUUGAUCACGCUGACGAUGUUAGGAAGCUGCGUUCAGCCAAAAUACUCCGCAACCGCCUUGGCAGCGACGAGCAAGUGGCUAAACUCUUCAAUGAGAUAGGCAAGGACUUGGUGCCCCAUCCUUCUGCUUAUCGUCAAGUCAAGCAAGGCAUUCAGGACCACUACGACAACAAAGUGUUGAAUUAUAUGGCUCAAUUAAAGCACCAGCAUUUGAAGAACCCGUGGACCAUCAUCGCCCUCAUCGCCGGAAUUCUACUUCUUUUUCUUACUGGGGUUCUAAACCUAUUUCCAAGUCUGGUCUCCUCCCACUCAAUGUGACCAUCUUUGCAAGUAUAUCAAAACAAAUCACCACAUAUGAAUAGGUGUGUAUAUCAUGGUGGGUCACGGCAGAUCUCGAUGCAUGUAUCUUGUUAUUUCCUGUAAUUCGAAUUUGUUGCAUGCGUGUGUCUAAAGUGAUCCUGCAGAUUGGAUUUGUAUUGAAUCUUAUUUUCCUUGAUUUCCAGUGUUUAUAUAUGUGUGUGUGUCAAAGCUAGCUAGGUAUUAGGCAUGUGAUCUAGUACUGUUUGCUUAUUUAAAGUCUUGUUUGUACGUGUAUGCGUGCCUCAUUCGUGAGUGAAUUGAAUUUAGUUACUUUGUAACUCUCUGACUAUUUUCUUUCUUAA